AUCACAGCAAACUCCGUAAAGAAUUAUGAUGGCCUUUUCAGUCCGAGAGAAGAUACGAGCAGUCCAGUGAGCCAACGGCCAUCAGCGAGGGCAUCUCUUGCUCUCGGCCUCGCUGUACGACUGACUCUUCGUUAAAAUGGUCUCUUAUGGGCACUAUUCAGGCAAUGCUAAGUGCUAAACUAUCUUUGUCUCUCGGGUCAUUGUCGACUCCAGCUAGCGCGCUUCUCUCUUACAACUCACUUUUUUUUAUGUCAGCACCGAGGGAACGCUCUUUUCUCAAGGCUUGCUGGGGAUCAAGGAUCGAUUGAACUGGAGGAGGAGGAGAUCUCGGGACGGUGGUCAGACCGUCUCGAGCCGAUCUCCUUGGAUAUAAGUUCCAUCUGUCUUUGCCUUGAAGAUAGCUUGAAAACAAAUUAUUCAAAGGGACUUUGAUGGAAGAUUUAUUUCUUUGCUAUUUGUUGUUUGUUUGGAUUUGCUUGACAAAGUCGCAGUCUGUUUACUUGAAAGGUUAAGUUGAAUUUCUAGAAGUAAUUUAAGGAAUAUGGGAUGCUUUAUAUCUACCCCGAAAGAUGCAGUUGAAUAUAGAAGAAGACCUGGAAAACUUGGAGAGGUGGCUGUAUAUGUGCCUGGAUUGCGCAUUCCCAAAAGUAUUGAUUUUUAUCAGCACCUUAAUGGUAGCAUAUCAACUGGUUUGAUAGAGCGUCUAUCAACUCUGAGAACUCGAGUGAUUGUGAUGACUGCACAAGAAGCACCAAUUGAGACAAAGCCAUUGCGAAAGACAGCUACACAACAUGGAGGUUCUACAAUAGCUGACCUUUUGCAGGCUCUUGAAGAUUACCUACCAGUCCUACUGGGUUUGGCUAAGGAUGGAAGUGAGGUCAAAUAUAAGGUGAAGUUUGUAUGGAUUAAUCAGGAGGAUGAUGUAGAGGAAACAACCAUGUCAAAUGUUUCCUACGAGAUAUUAUCCAUCCUUCACUUGAUGGCUACACUAUGCCUUUCUGAGGCCAAUCUCUUACUUCUUCCUAAAGCUUCUGUUGAUAUUUCUCACUCAAGGACUCCGGAAGAGAGUAGACGUGCGGCGAUUGAUAUUCUGUUGAAGGCUGCUGGCUAUUUGGAAUUUGCUGUUCGGCAUGUGCUUCCACAGAUCCCUCCAGAAGAAAGGAGGAAUCUUCCUAUAGACUUAGCAGAAGGAAAGCUGCGGGCUCUCUGCAUGCAAGCAUUGGGUCAGGGAGUUGAUCUUCAACUUGGUUUGGCAAUUGAUAGUCCCAAGGCCACAUUAGCAGUGAAAAGAAGGUUAGCUUGUGAGAUGGUCAAAUGCUGGCAGCAGGCCCAGGAUCACAUCACACAACUUCCUCUCGUUGAUGGUUGGGGGCAGAAGCACCGUCUUUUUAUUGAGUGGAAAUACAAUGAAGCAAAGGUGUGUUUAUAGUUUACUGAAUCCAGCAUAUUUUACCUCAGAAUAAUUUUUAU
Messenger RNA from Dendrobium catenatum, 1470 nucleotides. RefSeq lists its product as uncharacterized. NCBI's taxonomy places the organism in Eukaryota, Viridiplantae, Streptophyta, Magnoliopsida, Asparagales, Orchidaceae. Bases 542 to 1429 code for a protein of 295 amino acids. The record is from RefSeq and is a predicted model, not a curated record. The transcript is spliced from 10 exons.